GGAGGGUAGGCAGGAUCCAGACAUCCAGCAGGAGAUGGGGGCUAAGAAGCCGCAGCUGCAGCUGCAGCCGGCGCCGGAGAAGCCAAAGCAGGACCCGCAGGUGCUAGUGCCGCCCGUCUUCGACUUCCCUCCCUUGGCCGCCCGCACCAGGAUGUUGGUCCCGGCAUAUGAGCUCAUGUUCGGGAAGCUCGCGCGACGCAGCCUCUUUGAUGACUAUUUCCAUUCUGGGGGUGUGGACGCGCAUAUUGUGUUGAAGCAGUUGGGAGAUUCUCAUGCUGAUCUGAAUGCAAAGAUGUCGACAAAUGGGGGGGAAGCUCACUUUCGAUGGCAGAGGGAUUUGAACGACCCCCAUACAUUUGUGGACUUACUUGUGUCAACUUUGAAACCCACAAUGCGGCUGUCUUCAAGCGUUUACUAUCCGAAGUAUGGUAUUGGCGCGUUUGGGACGUUCCCUUUGAAUAUGGCAAACAGAGCAUGCUCAGAAGAUUAUGGUGUCAUGGGUUUAAGAUAUGGUUCAGAGAAUCUAUCAAUUGGGGCCUCCUUCGUCCCAUUUCCUUCGCCUGGUGAGGUACCCUACGGUGCAUGGUUGGCUGGGAGAAAAGGGAAUUUAAGUGCAGGCGUACAAUACAAACCGCUAGGUGGAAGCAAGCAUCAUGUGCCUUUUAUAGACUUGAAGAACUGGAAUUGUGCAAUCGGUUAUGGUGUGGGCUCAACUAGCCCACUCAGCCCUUCAUUUACUUUUGCACUAGAGCUCGUUAGAAGUUCACGGCUGGUUGCAUCAUUCUAUCAACACCAUAUUUCUGGAAAGGAUCUAAAGUAUUGGGGUGAACAUGAUAUUUUUGGAACUUUAAACUACAUUGAUCUUGGACUUGAGCUAGCCACAAGGGUGGAUAAAGACAAACCAACAGACGAUGUUGGCAAUUCCUCAUUUCAGGUAGCUGCAAGUUGGCAACUUAAUACUGAUUUACUUGUAAAGGGGAAGUUAGGCCCCUCCAAGUCUUCUGCAGCAUUGGCAUAUAAGUUUCCACCCUUCUUUACAUGUAGUGUCACAGUUGAAAAUGAUCAUUUGAAAGGUACGAGAUCGUAUGGAUUGGGAAUUGGUGUUGAGGAUUUCAAAGAGCCCAGUUUGCAAUGCCAAACACUUGAUCAAGAUUGUAAGGUGUUGAAACAACAUGAGAUGGGCGCUGAUGGAAAGGAGCGCGUCCUUGAGUUUGACUUUGUUCCGGGCAACUAUGACAAUUUACCCAGGGAGUUGAGGCCUAUCGACAAAGCGAAAGAAACGCAUCUCGCCGAGAGCUCCGAACCGCCUGGAACCCUAGCCGCCGCCGUCUUGCUCGUCGCGAUCCCCCUGGUUGGUGGAAGUAUGGCUAUGGCCCUGCGCAUCAUGGCCGCGAACCUGAAGCAGAGGAUCCCCGCCGCCGUCCAGCGGGGUUUCUCCUCUUCUCGUGCUCCGGCACGGGUUGAUCCUGACCUCGACCCCCUCGUCGCAGAGUUUCGCCGGUCACUGCAGAAGAUUAUAGAGAAGCACAAGAAGAGGCGCAGGGACGAGGCCUUGGCCUGUGCUGCUGGCUUCAGUCUUGGAGCACUCACCUUUUUGUUUGGGUGUGAUUGUGUGAACCUUCGUGAUUAUGAGGGAUCAAUAUGUAUUUUGCUGUUUGCUGUCCGGGCUGAGAUCGCUUCCCUCCUAGGAGAUGUCCGUCAUUGCAAAUCCACUGAAAUACUGAAUCGAGAGGUCUGGCGAACUGUUAGUGUUGUCCUUCAAAAUCCAAGGAACCACAAGGUCUUCCCAUCUUCUCGUCCGCAUUGCGCUACACCAGUCGUGGGUGGACAGGGGCGGAUGCUCUGGCUCUGCAUCGUCCCCCGUUGCCGGGCGACCAACGCCGACGCAGUGGGGACGACGAGCUAUAACCGCACGGACGACCGCAAUGGCAAGGGACCGGCGCAGAAGUGGUGA
Molecule: messenger RNA, 1954 nt
Organism: Triticum urartu
Lineage: Eukaryota; Viridiplantae; Streptophyta; Magnoliopsida; Poales; Poaceae
Source: RefSeq, a predicted model, not a curated record